Messenger RNA from Talaromyces amestolkiae, 948 nucleotides. RefSeq lists its product as uncharacterized. NCBI's taxonomy places the organism in Eukaryota, Fungi, Ascomycota, Eurotiomycetes, Eurotiales, Trichocomaceae. The coding region runs from base 1 to 948 and encodes 315 amino acids. The record is from RefSeq and is a predicted model, not a curated record. Gene Ontology annotation, cellular component: nucleus. Gene Ontology annotation, biological process: DNA-templated transcription. The transcript is spliced from 5 exons. Gene Ontology annotation, molecular function: DNA binding; zinc ion binding.
AUGGUGUCCUCACUCUAUACGACUGUCAAGACCAGCAUUAGUCUGCUUGAAGCUACUGGCUGCAAUUCGCUGGAUACAAUUCAAUGUCGGCUCCUCCUUGUCCUCUAUGAGAUGGGGCAUGGAAUUUAUCCCGCUGCUUCCAUAUCUAUUGGAGCAUGUGCGAGAGCAGCUCGCAAUUUGGGUCUCCACCCUGGUAGUUCGGAAGCGGCGGAGCCUACCUCGAUGGAGGUCAUCGAGGAAGAGAGAAGAAGGACGUGGUGGGCGGUGCAUAAUCUCGAUAGAUUCAUCAACCUCUACGGCGGCGACGCUGUUUUCGCCACCGAAGAUGCGAACAUAGAAGACCCCCUUCCAGCUGAAGAUGGGUCGUGGUCGCAAAAUGCUUUGCCGGAUACCGUCAGGGCAAAUCUGUCUACUCCUGCCGCCUUCAAAGUAGGCCAGUUUGCACGAGAAUGCCAGGUCUCACAUCUUGUUGGGCGCGUUGUUCGACACGUCUUUAACCCUAUCUCCGAUGCCAACUUUCAUGAAUAUGAGGCCGCGCAACUUGAGCGCACGUUGAUGUCGCUUGUACCUCUUCUGACUGAGGAAGAACUCAAGUUCAGAAACUACUGCGGGGCCUUGGCAAUGUGCAUAAGUUCCCUUUUCACACUAUACACGUCUCCCAUACUCCGCUCGAAGAACCGCGACUUCGACGAAUCUCGUACCUUACCCGCUAUAGACGCCCUAUCUACGAGGGUAGCCGAGCUUUCGGAACACCUUCUCGCAAUUGCUCAGGAUGAGACAAAUAAAAUGACAUUAUCGCCCUACCUUCCUUAUGUCUUGUACCAAACGGUGGUAGUGCAGAACCGGCUGUGGAAGCAGAAGAAUGACGUUACGUAUAAACAACGGGCAGAGACGAUAGCAACGAUUCUCAAAUGCUUUAGUAAGCGAUGGCAUGUUACAGGAAAUUAG